AUGGCGUCCAAUAGUGUUGAUUCGGCAACGCAGCCAGCUGUUAGCCUGACUUCGUUGCGCCAUGAUAAGAGCGAAGCGCCGAAUGCCGACAACGUUAUAAAUGUGGAGCACGAUGAAGAAGGUAGUAUGAAACAUGUUGAUGCUGAUUCGACGCCUGUAUCUGCUCGCGAGCAUGCCUUUGCCGAACUCGGAAUCCCAAAUUGGGAAGAGUUGGAGAAGAAGGUUGUUCGUCGGCUUGAUAUGACCCUUUUGCCAACGCUUUGGCUUCUUUAUGUCUUCAAUUACCUUGACAGAGCCUCCCUUGGGCAAGCUCGCCUGAGUACUCUUGAUGAAGAUCUUCGAUUAGAGGGAUCGCAGUUUGGCUCUGCUGUGUCUAUCCUCAGCGCUGGAUAUGUUCUCGGUCAGGUUCCCUCCAACAUGAUCAUUGGCAAGAUUCGGCCGAGUCUAUACCUUCCCGGUAUGGCCAUUCUAUGGUCUGGGGUUUCAGCUGCCGUUGCUGGAGUCAAGACUUACGAGGGUCUCUUGGCCGUUCGUUUCUUCCUCGGUUUGGUUGAAGCACCCCUCUUCCCUGGUGCUAUCUACGUAAUGUCGAGCUGGUACACCCGUCGAGAGAUCGCGGUCCGCAUUGCCAUCAUGUCCACUGGAGUCUCUCUGGCCAACGGGUUAUCGGGUCUGAUCGCCGCAGCAGUCUUCACUACACUUGAGGGUGCACGUGGUGUCGCCGGUUGGCAAUGGCUUUUUAUUGUUUUGGCUCUGUUUGGGUCAGCAUUUGCCUUUGCCGCUGUGUUCCUACUACCUGACUACCCUCAGUCCAAGAGUGGAAGUGCCAUGUGGACUAUGACGGAGGACAUGCGUAAGGUUGCCCAGGUCCGAAUUAUCGCCGAUAGAGUCUCCGAAGUUGAGAUAAAGUCUACCAUUUGGACUGGUGUCAAGCUUACAGUCAUCGACUAUAAGUUCUGGCUCCUUACUGGUGUCAACAUCGCCAUCUCGGCUGCUUACGGUUUCUCCAACUUCUAUCCAGCUAUUGUCCGUGGGUUGGGCUAUGACAGGAUCACGGCACUUCUUCUCACUUUUCCACCGUACUGUGUCGCUGCGGCUACGUCCAUUGCUGUAGCUUGGAACUCUGAUCGUGUUGGAGAGCGUGGAUGGCAUUUUUCGACUCCUAUCGCCGUUGGUCUCGCUGGCUAUGUCAUCUGCAUGAUUACAACGGCGACUGUUCCUCGAUACUCAGCUUCGUAUCUGUUUAUUGGAGGCCUGUUCGGUGCCAACCCUCUGAUUCAGACGUGGCUGUCUACUACCCUAGCCCGUACUCCGGAGAAGAAGGCUGUCUCUGUGGCCCUCUGUAACGUUCUCAGCCAGAUUGGCAACGUUAUAGCGCCGUUCUUCUUCAUUGACUCGGAUGAGCCUCGAUACCGCCUGGCAUUUAUCCUCAUGUUUCUCAUGGGUAGUCUUUGUAUCACCUUUGCUUUGACCCUCAAGUACUGCCUCUGGAGGGAAAACAAGAGAUUGUACCGCGAGGCACAGGAGAAUGGAACUCCUUACAUGCCGUAUCUGCAGUAG
Messenger RNA from Fusarium venenatum, 1560 nucleotides. RefSeq names its product major facilitator superfamily domain-containing protein. Gene Ontology annotation, cellular component: membrane. Gene Ontology annotation, biological process: transmembrane transport. The record is from RefSeq and is a predicted model, not a curated record. Gene Ontology annotation, molecular function: transmembrane transporter activity. Lineage: Eukaryota; Fungi; Ascomycota; Sordariomycetes; Hypocreales; Nectriaceae.